Messenger RNA from Parastagonospora nodorum SN15, 915 nucleotides. RefSeq lists its product as hypothetical. Bases 1 to 915 code for a protein of 304 amino acids. The record is from RefSeq and is a predicted model, not a curated record. The transcript has a single exon. NCBI's taxonomy places the organism in Eukaryota, Fungi, Ascomycota, Dothideomycetes, Pleosporales, Phaeosphaeriaceae.
AUGGCGAUCCAAAAGAAGAAGCGCCAAAGGAUGACGCCUAACAUCGCGAGGAAGCGACAACAACUUGCGAGACCGUCCCAUUUCCUCAGCCUUCCCGCGGAGCUUCGUAACAAGAUAUACGAGUUUGCGUUGAGCGCAACCAGCGACCUGCUGGUCAAAAUGGUCCGGGGUACAUCAAGAAGGAGCAAGAAACCCAGGUUGACUGAUUACGACACUCCAGAGCAAGAGUUCAACCAGAUCAAAUUUGUCAACCGCCAGCUAUACGCAGAGACAGCUGGCAUGGAGGUUUCGUUCAACAGGAUUCGCUGUGGUAUACAAGUCGGCGUCAAGUCAUACAGGCCGAUCCAUCGAUUUCGUCAGUUCGUCAAAGAGUGUGCACCAGGCAAGUGGAAGUGGCUUAGGCACAUUGUACUUGGACCGCCCUUCUCACCAAAGGAUGAAGACGUAUUUGGUUGGAUGUACAAUAACAGACAUCAUGUCAUCGCUUUGAUCAACCUCUGUAUCGCCAACCCGCACUUGACCCUACACCUCCAUAUCCCUGGCUGGCCCGACUACAUGAGCGGACCCCACAACGCCUAUCGACUUGUAUUUAUGGGUGCAGUUUUCGAGCGCCUCUUCCGGGACAGAGACUUGACGGACAUGAUCCCGGAGUCAAAGGACAGGACCCUCGACGAGAUUGACAGUUCGUACAUCUAUCCGUUGUUGAAAGGCGAUGUCGAACAGGUCAAGACUCUAGGCCCUCUCGCUCCUAACCUGAGAUUCCACCCGAUAGCGUUCGUGAUUGACGAAGAACAGUUCCGACAGGAAGCGUUCGCUUCAUGGCAGCAUUAUGCCAUCGAUCCGCAGGUCUUACCACACGACGCGAUCGACAACUGGGUCAGAUAUGUGAGGAAAUGGUUCUUAGAAGGAAUUUAA